Molecule: messenger RNA, 3573 nt
Organism: Phyllostomus hastatus (greater spear-nosed bat)
Lineage: Eukaryota; Metazoa; Chordata; Mammalia; Chiroptera; Phyllostomidae
Gene: VRK2
Product: VRK serine/threonine kinase 2
Exons: 13
Coding region: 300-1793 (497 amino acids)
Biological process (GO): signal transduction; peptidyl-serine phosphorylation
Cellular component (GO): nucleus; cytoplasm
Molecular function (GO): protein serine/threonine kinase activity; ATP binding
Source: RefSeq, a predicted model, not a curated record
CGCCUCCCCGCAGGAUUGGAGGCCCGCGGCCCCGCCUGGGCACCGGGAGGUCGGCGGGAAGCAGUGCGCGGGUCUCAGAUUUCUCUGCUGGCCCCACCCGUGCUGCGUCCCAGUGCCGCGAGGAGCAGCCGUCGGAGCUGGGUGCAGGCCGGGUUCCGCGGUUGGUUCCUUGCUGUUUCAAAACUCCGAGCGAGGACCCGACACCCCCUUCAACUCGCAUAUGCCCAGAGCGCUGGUGGGGAAGCGGGUACGGUUCCCUUUCUCCGGUCCACCAAGAGCUUGAACCGGGCACAGAAGUAAUGCCACCAAGAAGAAACAAGAAAUACAAACUUCCUGUUCCACUUCCAGAAGGCAAGGUUCUGGAUGAUUCGGAAGGAAAUAAGUGGGUUCUAGGCAAGAUGAUUGGUUCUGGAGGAUUUGGAUUGAUAUAUUUAGCUUUCCCCACAAAUAAACCAGAUGAAGAUGCAAGACAUGUAAUAAAAGUGGAGUAUCAAGAAAACGGCCCAUUAUUUUCGGAACUUAAAUUUUACCAAAGAGCUGCAAAAAAAGAAUGUAUCAAAAACUGGAUAAAACUAAAACAACUUGAUUAUUUAGGAAUUCCUGUGUUUUAUGGAUCUGGCCUUACAGAAUUCAAGGGUAAAAGUUACAGAUUUAUGGUAAUGGAAAGACUAGGAACAGAUUUACAGAAGAUCUCUGACCAGAAUGGUACCUUUAAAAAGUCAACUGUCCUUCAGCUAGGUAUUCGAAUGCUGGAUGUGCUGGAAUAUAUACAUGAAAAUGAAUAUGUUCAUGGUGAUAUAAAAGCAGCAAAUCUACUUUUGGGUUACAAAAAUCCAGAACAGGUUUAUCUUGCAGAUUAUGGACUUGCCUACAGAUAUUGUCCCAGUGGGAACCACAAACAGUAUCAGGAAAACCCUAGGAAAGGCCAUAAUGGGACGAUGGAGUUUACUAGCUUGGAUGCCCACAAGGGAGUAGCCCUGUCCAGACGGAGUGACCUUGAAGUCCUCGGCUACUGCCUGCUCCGGUGGCUGUGCGGGAGACUACCCUGGGAAGCGUGCCUGUGGGACCCUGUGGCUGUGCAGACUGCUAAAACAAAUCUGUUGGAUGAGCUCCCCGAGUCAGUGUUUAAAUGGGCUCCUUCCAGAAGCAGUUGCUGUGAAAUAGCCCAGUAUUUGGUAUGUGCUCAUAAUUUAGCCUAUGAUGAAAAGCCAAACUAUCAAAUGCUCAAGAAGAUUCUGAACCCAGGUGGAAUACCUUUAGGACCAUUGGAAUUUUCCGCUGAAGGACUGAGUGUAAAUAUGCAUACUCCAAACAAUCACAAAGUUGAUUUGCAAAAGGGUGCAACAAAGCAAGUCAAUCAGAUGCAAAAUAGUUUCAUAGAAACAAAUGCUCACAGUGAGAGAAGUGCUGAGUCCUGUGCAACAUGGAGAAAAGUGCAAAAAGAGAAGCCAGUUGGAUUGCUUAACAAGGACACAGCUCAGGAAAGUACAAGGAGAAGACAAAAAUAUUAUGAGUCUCAAGAACAUUUGAAUGAAGUAAAAAGUCCUCCACAAAAAGAUGGCUGUAUGCAGAUCCCAAACUCAUUUUAUGAACCCCAGCAAGAUUUUACCAGUCCAGAUAUGUUCAACAAGUCAAGACGCCCGCCUUGGUGCAUGCACACUUCUACAACUGGUACAGAAGCCACAGGCUUAAAGCCGUCCACCCUCAGUGAAGAAACAAAGGCAGACGUAUAUUUUUAUGGCAUCAUCAUUCUUUUUCUUUUGAUUGGUAUUCUUUCUUUGUAUUUUCUUUGAAGAUACCAAACAGAAUUCUUUGGAUAAUUUUUAAAGUUUCAGUUCUUCACAGAAAUGUUACAUUCUUACAUUUCAGGCCUUCCUCCCAGACAUUUUUAAGGUAAUUGGCUUAAAAAAAAGAGAGAGAAUACAUUUUAACUAAGUUUGAGAACAUUCUCAAAAAACUGCUUUAUACUAAAAAUGGUGUCAUGAUACAGUUUGGAAAUACUUUUCUGAAGUUUCAGAUCACCCAGAAAAUCUAAAACAGGAGUUAUUUUAAAAAAGGAAUUAACCAUUUUUGAUCAAAGGGUCAAUCUGAAAAUUAAAAUGCUAUUUAUAGGGACAACUUACAUUACAGAAACUUUUUUUAAUACAUAAGUUAUGUCUCAAAAAGUUUUAGAUAAGCUGAUAUAUAGAUACUUCUAAAAUACAAAACUAAAGGCUAAUGACAUUUUAUGAAAUGUGAUUAAUGGCUUACCUUACUACAAUAUGGACAUUCACCAAAUAGGAUGUUAAAACUCUGUCUGCUAGUCUGUAGUCCUCUCAACCACUGAAGAUUUUAAAAAGAAGAAAAGAUAAAGGAACCAGUAUUAGCAUGAUUACAAAUACUCCAGAAAUAUUUUCCUUUUUUUUAGUGCAUUAUAUUUUUUAUUCCAGAAUAUUUACCUUCUUAACUUUCUUUUCAAGAGUAAGGGGAACAUCUGAGCAAAUACCAGACCACUAAUAUGCUGAAUAACAAGGGGAAACAGGCAUGGAUUUCAAGGUCUAUCCACACUGGUGUAUAACCAAACUAUGGGCCCCUGUAAAACUUUGAUGAAAAUUAUUCACCCUUUUUUGCACUUGAAACACACAAAAAUGAUGCGUACAGGUCAAUGGGGUUCACAGACCUACCUAAAUCCAUUAACCACAAAUUAAGAACUAGUACUGUAAAAGAUACCAUAGGCUCUUGAAAAUCUAGGUCUUACUUCUGGUGUUAAUCACCAAUAGUGGGGUAAUUCUCAACCAUUAAUUACAAGCAUGAGGCGGUUUUAAAAAUUAGACGAGUGAGUAUUCAUUAUUAUAAAAAACCACAUGUUCCCUUAAGAGUAUCUCUAGAAUUAGAACUGGUAUUUUAUGAUUUUAUAUAAGUUAAACUGACAUCUCUACCUCAGUUCUCCCUUAUUAAAAUACAGAUAGCACCAACUACUAUAUCUAGUCAUAAAAAUCAGGUAGUGAUACUAAGAAAGACUCAGAAAAUUGAAAGCACCAUAUAACUAAGGUGUUUUGUAUAUUGAUGCACAUAUAGUUUAUCAUGUCAACUGUGUCCUAAGAUGAAUACUAUUGAGAGUAAAUGACUAGAAACAGGAAUGAAAGCAGAUUUCACAUAUAGUAAAUAAAAUGUCACUGACUGAGAGUGCUGUGAGAUACUCAAAUGUAGCCUGAAAAGUAACAGAUGCUCCAUAGUGCGAGUUCCCUUGCACCUAUUGCCACCACUCCUCCUAAGUGGAUGAGUCUACAGUUUGUAUGUGGUUAUACAAGGUGUUUACUAAAAGAUUCCACUGUACCAUCAGUUUAAUUUAUGUGUCAGUAGUAGUCCAUAAGUGUAUUCUGGAUAAAUUUCCCCCUUCUUGGUUACUUUAGGACAUUUUUCCAUCAUGAGAAAGCAUGAAGACAGGAAGCACAUGGACAUCUGAAAUGAACUAGUAAUACAGGAACUAAUGGCAAAAGAGAUCAUAUUGAAAUAGAUUUUGCAGCCUAUACAUUUCAAAUAUGCUUUCUUCCUCGGUUGUGUUAGAUGAAAAAAGUCUUGCUAAUGUUUUUA